This is a messenger RNA of Penicillium olsonii, 1032 nucleotides long. The record is from the annotation of a GenBank genome assembly. NCBI's taxonomy places the organism in Eukaryota, Fungi, Ascomycota, Eurotiomycetes, Eurotiales, Aspergillaceae.
AUGUUAAAAUCUCUCAAGUUGGGCAUCACAAUUUUUGGUCUGGGGUUGCAUCUUGCAGCGGCGGCCCCAAGUACCCCGGGAUCGUCGUUGACUGCGGCUCUCGUCCGGGCACCGCCCGCGCUGUGGGCUCAGCCCAUUCUCAGUAGGGUAUACAAUGGCGUUGAUAUCAACGCCACGACUGAUCUCGGUGUCGAAUACAUCAAGCUUGCUUCUGAAGAAGGAGCCCAACUUGUUGCGUUUCCCGAGCUUUGGUUCCCCGGCUAUCCCCGCGGCAACGACGAUGAAUGGAUCAAGAAGUGGGCAUCGCAGUAUGCCGAGAACUCCAUCACCGUUGGGGACGCAAACUGGGAGAAGUUGAGAUUGGCUGCUCAGGAGUAUUCAAUUCAUGUUGCGCUAGGAUUUUCCGAGGGUGUCGACGAUGCUAUCUACAUGGCUCAAUCAUUGAUUGACCCGACCGGCAAGGUUCUCAUCCAUCGUCAUAAGUUUCGACCUUCUGGCGGGGAGCGAAAUAUCUGGAGCGAUGGCACUAUGGAUGCAUUCCAAGUUGUCAACACAACAUACGGAAGAAUUGGCUUGCUAGAAUGCUGGGAGCACUUCCACCCCUCUAUGACCUUCCCCAUGCAAGCCCAAGCGGAAGCCAUCCACAUUGCCUCGUGGCCUUAUACCCCGGACUACAACGAGCCCGCGGCCCUGGCGUUCGAAUCAGCCGAAGUCAACAUGGCCGCAGCUUCAGUUUACGCCGUAAACAGCGGCGCCUAUACGCUCGUCGCGACUGUAGGCCGGGCUGCAGCUUUUGGCCCUGAUGGCCGUGAAAUUUCCUCCAUUCCUGCUAGCAUCCCUGCGGAAUCUGCGCCGCUUUUGCUCGUCUCUUUGAAUACCACUGGCUUCUCCAGUUUACCUUCAUACAACGUGGAUGGGGAGCAAUCUUGGAGUACCCUUGAGCAAAUUCGUGAGGGUUGGCCACAGAGCGUACCUAAGGUUAUUGGAACAUUUACUGAACGCAAGUUUAACAACAUCUCAAGCUUCCCGUGA